Cuscuta campestris is the source of this 2262-nucleotide messenger RNA. Lineage: Eukaryota; Viridiplantae; Streptophyta; Magnoliopsida; Solanales; Convolvulaceae. The record is from the annotation of a GenBank genome assembly.
GCCCAGCCAGGGUUUUAUUUGCUGAUCUUUGAUUUCCGGAGAUUCUUAGCUAUCUAGCGUGUCCGGAGAAAAAUGAUGACGAUGGGAUGCCUUGAGAGUCAAGAUCUCCACCAUGCACCCGGCGGCGGCGGCGGUGACGGCUGCUUGUUAGAUGAUCUCUCCGCCGCGGUGGCCGGAGACGGGGACGAUUUCGAUGCGAUGGAGAUCUGGCUCGAAGGCGGCGUAGAUCACCACCAGGAGCACCGCCCUCAUGACUUCCCUCCCCUCCCCGCCGCCGGCGAUUACUACCCAUGCAUUUCCUCGUCCUCCUCUACUUCCUCCGCCCCGGCCCCCGGCCACCCCAAGCCCUCUUGCUCUUCCAGCGCCUCUUCCUCCUCCUCCUCCGCCGCCUCUUGGGCUUUUCUCAAAUCCGACCCCGAGGAUUUGGAACCCGCCGCCAACAAAAUCCACCUCCCCUCCGCUUACGCUCCCAGCGCGGCGGCGGCGUCGUCUUUCGACCCGACGCCGCUGCCGGAGGAGAGCUUCACGGAAGACGACUGCAUCGACGUGCUCGAUAAUCUCGGAUACAUGGACGACUUCAUAACCGGGGACACGGAUUUGUGGGAAAACUGUUCCAUUUUCCCCACCACCGCCGCCGCCCCGGAGGAAUGCCAAACCGCUAUGGCUGCGGAGGCCAAGGGGGAGAUCAUUACUUACCAUGAAGAGGAAGAAGAGAAGAAAGAGGCGGCAGCGGAAAGCCCGGAGCUGCCGUUUCUUCAGGGGAACGGCGAGCUGGCGGCCAUCUUCUUCGACUGGCUGAAGCAGAACAAGGACCACAUUUCGGCGGAGGACAUGAGGAGCAUCAAACUGAAACGGUCCACCAUCGAGACCGCCUCGAAGCGGCUCGGCACCUCCAAGGAAGGGAAGAAACAGCUCUUGAAGCUCAUCCUCGACUGGGUUCAGCAGUACCAGCUUCAGAAGAAGCUCAGAAGCGGAGGCCAAGCCGAUGAGGCCGAGCCGCUACUUCUUCCUCCUCCACCCGGGGACGACGGGGCCUGCUUUUAUCUCCCGCCUCCCUUUACCCCGUCGGAUCCGGUGGGGCACGCUCAUCCCCCGCCCUUUUCCGUAUUUCAUCCGCCGCAGCAUUACGUUGCGGCGGAUUCCUACGGUAACUACGGGGGAGGAGUGUCGUAUUGUCAUUUUCACCAGCAGAUGGAUUCGAACCAAUCGUGGCCGUCGUCCUCCGAGUUCCCGGCGUCGUCUCAGCCGUUUGCCACCCCGUUCCCGGAUAACGAAGGCAAUACAACAGUGGCAUCCGAGCAAGGCGGGUAUCCUUUCCCGCUUUUGGACGUCGUGAACGGGGAGAGGGUGGGUUCCUCCGCGACGAAAGAAGCGAGGAAGAAGAGAAUGGCGCGGCAGAGGCGUUUGGCGGGUAAUCACCACCACCACUUCCGCCAUCAGAACAAUAACACAAUGAGAUUGGCUGGCGCGGUUGAGAAUUGCGGAGUGGUACUCCCUCUCCACCGUCAUCAAGCUAUUAAUAGUAACAACUUUGGGAAUUGGAUGUACUGGUCCCCCGCCGCCGUUUCCGACCCUCGACCGCCUCCUCCCCCGAUGGUCGUGGAGGCUCCCCAGCCACCUCAGGCGGAGAGGCAGCCGCCGGUGCCGGUGGCGCAACCUCAUCAUCAGAACAAUAAUCCAAAGCAAGGCUCAUCGGAGCGACGACAGGGAACCAAAACGGAGAAGAAUUUGAGGUUUCUGCUGCAGAAGGUGUUGAAGCAAAGUGACGUUGGCAGUCUUGGAAGGAUUGUGCUCCCAAAGAAAGAAGCAGAAACUCAAUUGCCUGAACUAGAAUCACGGGACGGGAUUUCGAUUGCGAUGGAAGACAUUGGCACUUCGCGUGUGUGGAACAUGAAGUAUAGGUUUUGGCCGAACAACAAAAGCAGAAUGUACCUUCUCGAGAAUACUGGGGAUUUCGUCCGGGCAAAUGCACUUCAAGAAGGAGAUUUCAUUGUGAUAUAUGCGGACACCAAAUCCGGAAAAUACGUAAGCUAGGCUGCAAUUUUUUUUAAAUUAUCGUUAUAUAUAUUAACUUCGUUCUUGAGACAUAUUCUGAGGGGAGAGUUAAGCGUAACGCUUACAUUCUCGACAUGGUAUGUGAUCACAUUAUAUAUAUUUGUGCUUGAUAACGUGUGCAGCUGAUCCGCGGAGUGAAAGUGAGACCGAACGGGCCAAAAUCGGACAUCAUCAAGAAACAGACCGCAAGAAAAAGCACCCGCCCUU